Hyaloscypha bicolor E is the source of this 1734-nucleotide messenger RNA. RefSeq names its product general substrate transporter. Lineage: Eukaryota; Fungi; Ascomycota; Leotiomycetes; Helotiales; Hyaloscyphaceae. The transcript is spliced from 2 exons. Bases 160 to 1734 code for a protein of 524 amino acids. Gene Ontology annotation, cellular component: membrane. The record is from RefSeq and is a predicted model, not a curated record. Gene Ontology annotation, molecular function: carbohydrate:proton symporter activity. Gene Ontology annotation, biological process: carbohydrate transport; transmembrane transport.
CUUUUCUUGACAACUUUCUGACCUCCGCAAGUCACCCCCUCUUAUGGACUUGAAUAUCUAAAACCUUUUUCUCGACCACUUUCUGGACACCUCAAGCCCCCCCAGCGUCCAUUUGAAUAUCUAGAAAUCGGUGGCGGAUAACCCCAAUCCCUCAGCAGCAUGGCGGAGAAAGGCUUUUUCAGGAAUCGCCGCUUGUACUUCCUGGCCUUGACUACGUAUAUGGGCUCUAUUCUCUUCGGAUACGACACCGGUGUAAUGGGUAGCGUGCUAGCCCUCAAAAGCUUCAAAAAAGACUUCGGACUUCCUACCGACAGCACCGGCUUUGCCAAUGCCCACAACGCCCAAGUCUCCUCCAACGUCGUUUCAUUGCUUACUGCUGGCUGUUUCUUCGGAGCCAUCGCAGCCGCCUUCCUCAAUGAUCGUUUCGGACGCCGCUUCACCCUCAUGGGCUUCUCCGUCGUGUUUCUCAUCGGCGCGGUGGUGCAAACCACAGCCCAUCACCACAUUGGGCAAAUCUACGCAGGGCGCGUAAUAGCCGGUCUUGGGGUUGGAGGAAUGUCUUCUGUGACUCCCUUAUACGUAUCUGAGAACUGCCCCCCUAAGAUUCGUGGCCGGGUCACUGGACUCUUCCAAGAGUUCAUCGUCAUAGGAGUCACUUUUGCAUAUUGGCUCAACUAUGGCGUUGCACUACAUGUUCCCGCAGGCACAAAGCAAUGGCGCAUCCCAGUCGGCAUUCAAAUCAUCCCCGGCGCUUUCCUCCUUAUCGGGCUAUGCUUCUUGAAGGAAUCUCCACGUUGGCUCAUGAAACAGGGUCGCUAUAAAGACGGCACCGCUGCCCUGGCAUACAUGCGAUGCACCACCAUCUCGGACCCCGAUAUCCUCCAAGAAAUCGCCGAGAUCCGCGCCGCCAUCGAAGAAGAGUUGACCGAAAGUGAAGGCGUAAAGUGGAAAGAGUGCUUGAAACCCGGAAACCGUAAGCGCUUCUUCAUCGGCUUCUGCAUCAUGUUCUGGCAGCAAUUCUCUGGCACGAACAGCAUUGGCUAUUACGCACCGCAAAUUUUCCAGACUGUUGGUGUCUCGAAAACGAACGCGUCGCUAUUUGCAACGGGCAUUUAUGGGACGGUUAAGGUAUGCACUACGGCUGUCUUCCUGUUUAUAGGCAUCGAUAGGCUGGGCAGAAGGAAGUCCCUCCUGUUUGGCGCCGCGUGGAUGGGCACCGCUAUGUUUAUCAUCGGCGGCGUGCUGCACGCUCACCCACCUACAAACGUCAACGUCGUCUCCCACGCCUCUAUCGCAAUGGUCGUCUUCAUCUACCUCUUUGUCGUUGGCUAUUCCUGCUCCUGGGGUCCCAUCCCAUGGGUCUACCUCUCUGAGAUUUUCCCCACACGUCUCCGUCCCUACGGUGUCGGUAUGGGCGCUGCCACACAAUGGCUCUUUAACUUCUGUAUCACGGAGAUCACACCAAGCGCUAUUAAUCAUUUAGGCUGGAAGACGUUUUUGAUGUUUGGGAUCUUUUGUAUGAGUAUGGGGACUUGGGCGUUCUUUUUUAUUAAGGAGACGAAGGGGAAGAGUUUGGAGGAGAUGGAUGUACUGUUUGGGGUUGUGGACGAGAACACGAGGAGGGAGCACGUUGAGCGUGUAUUAAAUAAGGGGGUUGUGACGGCGGAGACCGAGAUCGAGGAGGGGAAUAAGGGGAUGAGUGUUCAAUUGGAGAAUGUCGGUGUAAAAUACUAG